Fusarium venenatum is the source of this 1506-nucleotide messenger RNA. Its product is annotated as histone acetyltransferase ESA1. Gene Ontology annotation, cellular component: chromatin; MSL complex. The record is from RefSeq and is a predicted model, not a curated record. Lineage: Eukaryota; Fungi; Ascomycota; Sordariomycetes; Hypocreales; Nectriaceae. Gene Ontology annotation, molecular function: histone H4K16 acetyltransferase activity; transcription coregulator activity. Gene Ontology annotation, biological process: positive regulation of transcription by RNA polymerase II; negative regulation of DNA-templated transcription.
AUGGCUGGUGGUACACCUGGAGGCGAGCCUACCGUUGGCUCUGGUGAGCCGCGACUAAAAAGCCUUGCGACACCCGAAACGAUCAAGACUGGAUGCAUUGCCUGGGUAGAGAAAGAGGGUCAGCCGCGACGCGCCGAAAUUCUUAGCAUCAAGACAACCAAGAGCGGCAAACAAUUUUACUGCAAUUUCGAUAACUUCAAUAAACGACUGGACGAAUGGGUACCUGUCAUCAGAUUGGACUUUACUCGGGAGGUUGAAUGGCCAAAUCCAGAGAAGGACAAGCCCAAAGACCCAAAGGCGAAGAAAGUGCCCACUGUGCAGUCUAAGAAGACACAACCUUCGAAAAAGUCUCAAAAGAGGCCCGGCAAGCGAGAGCAAUCCACUACAUCGGAGGCCAAUACACCACAUCCUUGGACUGAUUUCGUAGAGAACCAAAAUCGGCAAAAGUCUGCCUCGAUCGGUCCUGAUGGUGAUAGUCAGGCACGCGCCAGCGUUGACGGUGGCGCAACACCUGUGGGUGAUGAAAUGGAAGUGGACGAAAGGGAAACAGAAGUCAAAAGGGAGCCGGCAGAGUUCAGUCGUGAGGUCGAGAUUGAGAAGCUUCGUACAUCCGGCUCCAUGACUCAAAACCCAACCGAAGUCUCACGAAUCCGAAAUAUCUCAAAGGUUCAGUUCGGCCGUUUCGAUUUGUAUCCGUGGUAUUUCUCGCCAUACCCCGAGAUCUUCAGCCAAGAAGACGUUAUCUUUAUCUGCGAAUUUUGUCUGAGCUAUUAUGGGGACUUGAAAGCUUUCACGCGGCACCGAAAGAAGUGUACACUACAGCACCCACCCGGAAACGAGCUCUAUCGAAAUGAGGACAUAUCUUUCUUCGAAAUCGAUGGCCGACGGCAGCGAACGUGGUGUCGUAACCUUUGUCUUUUGUCCAAGAUGUUUCUUGACCACAAGACACUGUAUUAUGAUGUGGACCCUUUCCUGUUUUAUGUCAUGACGACACGAACCGAAAAAGGAAAUCACUUGGUUGGGUAUUUCUCCAAGGAGAAGGAGAGUGCGGACGGGUACAACGUUGCUUGUAUUCUGACCAUGCCUCAAUACCAGCGUAAAGGCUACGGUCGACUUCUGAUCCAGUUCUCGUACGAACUUUCUCGAAUUGAAGGGAAACUCGGGUCUCCUGAAAAGCCACUGUCAGAUUUGGGUCUGCUGAGUUAUCGACAAUAUUGGUCAGAAAACAUUCUGGAAUUCCUGAUGGGCUACAACGAACGUGACGAAAAAGUCACAAUCGAGGCGAUUUCUAAUGCCCUGGCCAUGACAACGCAGGACGUCGAGCACACCCUCCAAGCAUUGCGGAUGCAAGUCUACCAUAAGAGUGACCACAAGAUUGUGAUACCCGAAAAGUUAAUCCAGCAACGCGAAAAGACCAAACUGAAGAGGAAACGAACCGUGGAUCCAACUAAGAUCCAAUGGAAACCUCCAGUAUUUACAGCUUCAAGUCGAACAUGGGGAUGGUAA